This is a messenger RNA of Colletotrichum higginsianum IMI 349063, 1554 nucleotides long. RefSeq lists its product as uncharacterized. The coding region runs from base 1 to 1554 and encodes 517 amino acids. The record is from RefSeq and is a predicted model, not a curated record. Lineage: Eukaryota; Fungi; Ascomycota; Sordariomycetes; Glomerellales; Glomerellaceae. The transcript has 4 exons.
AUGUCAGGUCUGGCUACUGGGACCGUGAACCAGUCAAUCGACUACCUGGUCACAAACAAAGUCUGCGAGCUCCUGGACGAAAUUGCAGACCCCGAUGUGACGGGGUGGGGGGUUGUUGCUUCGUUCAUGAUCUCUUUCGGCCUCACCUAUGUGGCCAUCAUAUUGGCAUACAUCUUCAGACUGCUCCCCGACUCUCGAUACAACUCGAUCGACCUGGACGCUUCCCAGAAUCUCUCGCCCCUGCGAUCGGAUUCCUUUCCCUUGAGGCUGCCUGAAUGGCAUAACACUCAGGGUUCUCGAAAAGAGACCAGAAUCAAGAGGGUUCGGGCUUUUGAAUCCUUCAUCCUAGCGAUGAGUGACCAGCAGCUCAUCACGGGAGUGGCCCUCAUCAUCGUCACCACGUACAUGACGUUCAGCGAGCUCAGCGAGUCCUUCUCCGUCUAUUCGUUCCAGGUUGCCACGAGGCUCGGCUACUGCUCCUGCAUCGUACACCUAUGCACCAUUUCCCUUCUGCGGGAGCAUUUCGAUGCCAACAAACGGCUGAGGGACUUUCGAGUCAUCUUGGUGUCUGUUUUCCUCGUUCUUUUGGCCGUGUGCAUGGUCAUCUCCGACUCGGUCACGUUCCGAUUCAACCGCCGCAUCUCGGUCAAAUGCGCGAGAGAAAACCUGAAGCUGGUCGAUCCGGAGAGGCCUCGUUACGUCAAAUACUCUGACGAACUGAUCCUGGUUUCCAACCUGGUGGUGCUCAUUCUCGUCCUUCUGCUGGGUUACUUGAGACGUUUUCUCGAACUGUACUACCCGCUGGCCCGCCACGACUCUAACUACUGGACGGCGCUGUCGCUGCGUCCAAUUUUCGGCCAGGCCGUAGACCAGGCUUACGACAACGCUGACAAGGAGAGGAGAUCUUCUCUAAAGGCGCUUCUCAAGCAACGUGGCCGUGGCAAUCCUGCUCCUCUGCAUCUCACGCAGUGGCCUUUGGUAUUCAAGAUAUGGUUUGAGAGCGUCUCGACCAGCUUCUUAUGGGACAUCAUGUGGUUGACGUUCUACUUUGUCUUUGGCGUCGCCGGCCUUUGGAAAUUCUACAUUUACGCGCACGCAGAGCACGCCAAGAUGAAGCCCAACUUUGGACAGCUGGUGCCUCUGAUCCUUGUUGGCCUCCCCUUUUUAGCCGCAUGGGAGGCAUAUUCGUCCACUGUUACGCCGGCACAGCCUCAGUCGGAAUCGUCUUCAACUAUCACACCAGCCGACAAUUACCAAUCGAAUGAAAGCCAGGAGGUUUCAAGUGAUAGUGGCGGGGACGAGAUGGUAAACUUUUCCGACACUCGCGCAAGGAACGAAGGGGCCCUGAAGGUUGUUGCCAAAGACCUUCACAUCUCACUCAAGUGGUUAAAGAUUUCCACUUGGGUUUAUGCCUUGGCGCUACCAGUCUGGGCUCUCAUGUUUGCAGACGUGAUCCCUGGCGCCUUUUACGUCUCCCUCGUAGCCGGUUUCCUAUACCUGUUAGUCGGGCUCGCUUCGUGGUGUUCGGCCGCAUGGACUGUGAUUUCUCAGUGA